AUAGUGAAAAAUGGAGCCUAAAGCAAGAUUCUUUUUUGCUUGUUUUUUAGCUACAUGGGUUCUGAAAAUUGAAGGUGAAGAAGUGAUAGAUGUGUCACCUUGUGACUUCCCUGCAAUUUACAACUUUGGAGACUCCAACUCAGAUACCGGUGGCGGAUCAGCUGCGUUUUACCCGAUGGCACCUCCCUGCGGCGAAACUUUCUUCCACAGACCAGCUGGGAGGGGUUGUGAUGGUCGCCUACUAAUAGAUUUCAUUGCAAAACACCUUGGAUUGCCUUACUUGAGCCCAUACUUGGACUCAAUUGGAGCAAAUUUCAGGCAUGGUGCUAAUUUUGCCACAGGAGGAUCAACCAUAAGGCGUCAAAAUGAAUCUUUUUUUCUUAAUGGCGUGAGCCCCUUUUCUCUUGACAUCCAAGUUGCGCAGUUUACACAGUUCAAGUCGCGAACCGGCUGGUUUUACAACCAAGACAAGAAAAGCUCUAACAGAAGCAAUCUGCCGAGACCGGAGGACUUCUCAAAGGCUCUAUACAUAUUUGAUAUUGGCCAAAAUGAUCUUGCCGCAGGGUUCAGGACAAUGACUAAUGAGAAGUUAAAAGCAGAAAUCCCUGAUAUAAUCAACCAGUUUGCCACAGCCAUCCAAAACCUGUACCAACAAGGAGCAAGGGCAUUUUGGAUACAUAACACCGGCCCUAUUGGUUGCUUGGCAGUGACACUGCAUUACCUCCACGAUCCACUCCCCACCGGCUACGUUGACCAUCUUGGCUGUGUCAAGUUUCAAAACGACAUGGCAAGAGAGUUCAACCGGCAACUCAAGCUCAGAGUCAACGACUUAAGGGAAGAGCUCCCUCUUGCCACAUUAACAUACGUCGAUUUGUACGCUGCAAAAUACGAACUGCUCGCCAAUGCAAAGCAACAAGGAUUUUUGGACAAGGCAAGUAUAUGUUGCGGUUAUCACGAAGAUAAUGAUCAUGUGUGGUGUGGGAACAAGGGAAAAAUAAAUGGUAGUGAGAUUUAUGCAGGAUCAUGUGAAGAUCCUUCAUUGUACAUUAGCUGGGAUGGUGUGCACUACACUGAGGCUGCAAACCGUUGGAUUGCUAAUGAUAUCAGAAAUGGAACAUUCUCGGAGCCUCAGGUUCCAAUCACAAAUGCUUGUUAUAGGCACUGACAUUUUCUGAUCAGUGAUCACCCUCUUUUGGAUGUUUUUAAAUCUCUACGUUGAUAGUCUUCAAAAAAAAUCUCUCCAUUGAUAUGGGAGGAAAAAAAAAAAGGGCACUAAAGGAAAAUUGAUCAAGUUGGCAAACAGGCCCAGAAGUGCAUCAAUAUAGUGGCAAUCAGAGUAACAUUUUGAUGGCGUUCAAAAGAGUUUUAUGUGUUUUGCGAAUAAAAAAGAAUUUUUUUGGUUGGUAAUUGACAAUCAAAUUUGAUACAGCGGCGUGUCAAUGAUUGAGAGAGUCCAACAAGGGA
Morus notabilis is the source of this 1464-nucleotide messenger RNA. Its product is annotated as GDSL esterase/lipase At5g14450. Gene Ontology annotation, molecular function: hydrolase activity, acting on ester bonds. The record is from RefSeq and is a predicted model, not a curated record. The coding region runs from base 11 to 1165 and encodes 384 amino acids. The transcript is spliced from 5 exons. Lineage: Eukaryota; Viridiplantae; Streptophyta; Magnoliopsida; Rosales; Moraceae.